CAACUAGAUCGUGAUCUCAUCAUGUUCAUCUACUGUACUCAGGCUGUACUGAUGCUUGUGCUGACAUUUCAAAGGGAAAGUCAUGCCGGGAGAGUCUUAGGAGGCCAUGAGGUGGUGCCACACAGCAGGCCGUACGUGGUGCUUUUGAAGACGAUUGAUCAGAACGAUACCCCCAAUUUCUGUGGUGGAUUCCUUAUUACAGAAGACUUUGUGGUGACUGCAGCACACUGCAAGGCAAAGUCCUAUAAGGUUAUUCCGGGGUUACACCAGUACAAUGAACGCCACAUUUUGUCUGUGAAGGAAAAUUUUGUACAUAACUACUACAAUGAAAAUGAUUACACAAAUGACAUAAUGCUGUUGAAGUUGUCCUCCAAGGCAGUGUGGAAUGACAAAGUCAAACCUAUUGCUCUGGCAGACCAGCAAGGUAACUCACUGCCAACUUUGUGCACAGUCUGCGGGUGGGGGCCGACAUCAUCGAAGGAAACCCAUAUGUCUUCCACACUCAUGGAAGCCAGUGUCACUCUUAUUAAUAAUGAGCUGUGUGUUAAAGAAAAUGUUUACUGUUCUGAAGGAGAUAAGGGACCGAGUAAGGGAGACUCUGGAGGUCCGUUAGUCUGUGAAGAUGGAAAGGCAUAUGGAGUGGUGUCUGCAAGCCAAACAACCAACGGUUCCAUGUUAUAUAAAUACACAAAGAUAAAAGACAACAUUGACUGGAUCAAUAAUAUUAUUAGAAACAACUGAAACAGCUGCUUAGAUACACACACAAAUUUAUCAAACCACUUGACAUUUUUACUUAAUUAGUGAUGUACCUUUGUAUUUUAUACUAACAUUGGCUUUUUUUACACUGCAGGCUCUGAUCCUUAAAUGCAUAGUGAAUAAAAAUGUACAUUAAAAAUGAACGUCUAAAAAGUGUGACGGAAUAGGUUUGCUUUUUGUUACCAGUACAAGUGCAAGGAAACUAUUGCUUUGUUCAUCUUGUUUUGCAUUGAGAUAAGAGCACAGGUUUCAAUUGAUUCACUUAAUUUCAAAAUUAAAUAAAUAUGGUUUUUUUCUCAA
Molecule: messenger RNA, 1056 nt
Organism: Fundulus heteroclitus (mummichog)
Lineage: Eukaryota; Metazoa; Chordata; Actinopteri; Cyprinodontiformes; Fundulidae
Product: granzyme B
Exons: 5
Coding region: 22-741 (239 amino acids)
Biological process (GO): proteolysis
Molecular function (GO): serine-type endopeptidase activity
Source: RefSeq, a predicted model, not a curated record